AUGGCCCCUCUCGUCCCCGUUUUCUCCGCAGAGACCCUGUCCGAUCAUGUCAACAUCACCCAGCGCAAUUUCCAAGACAAGCGUCGCAAAGGCCCAGAGAUCAACCUCAAAGAAUGCGCGCUCCUCGAGAUGAUGCAGUACUGCUGCAAUCCGCCAUCCGGAGAGAUUCCACAACCGGGCGUGAUUACGUGCAAGCCGGUGGUGCGCUUGUUUCGACGCUGCGCCGGCGGAUUAACGGUAGAAACGACAUCGUGGGAACGACUCGGACAAGAGGCAAACAAAUUGCAGUCCUCGGGCACGACAUCGUGA
Penicillium maclennaniae is the source of this 309-nucleotide messenger RNA. RefSeq lists its product as uncharacterized. The transcript is spliced from 2 exons. Bases 1 to 309 code for a protein of 102 amino acids. Gene Ontology annotation, cellular component: mitochondrial inner membrane peptidase complex. Lineage: Eukaryota; Fungi; Ascomycota; Eurotiomycetes; Eurotiales; Aspergillaceae. The record is from RefSeq and is a predicted model, not a curated record.